Messenger RNA from Sitophilus oryzae (rice weevil), 1477 nucleotides. Its product is annotated as zinc finger protein 664-like. Bases 94 to 1350 code for a protein of 418 amino acids. The record is from RefSeq and is a predicted model, not a curated record. The transcript is spliced from 6 exons. Gene Ontology annotation, cellular component: nucleus. Lineage: Eukaryota; Metazoa; Arthropoda; Insecta; Coleoptera; Curculionidae. Gene Ontology annotation, molecular function: zinc ion binding; DNA-binding transcription factor activity; RNA polymerase II cis-regulatory region sequence-specific DNA binding. Gene Ontology annotation, biological process: regulation of transcription by RNA polymerase II.
UCUAUCUGGUUUGAGGUUAGAUUUUUGUUUACAAAACAAACAGAAAACAAACAUUUGUUUAACAAUUUUUUUAAGAUUGUAUUAGAAAUAGGAAUGGAAACUAUUGACGAAAAUAGCAUAUUUGAUAUACUGGAUAGUCACAAAAAUAUUUGUCGUUUUUGUUUUUAUCAAUUCAACGAAGAUAAUACUACAGAGAGCUAUUCAAUCUCCGAUGACUACAUUCAAAAACAACUAAAUUAUUGUUUUCCAGAUUUAAAGUUUUAUAAAGAGAAAAAUAUUCCAAAUUUAAUAUGUACGGAGUGUAUAAAUCUGUUAAACAGCACAUACAAUCUAUCAAUUAAAAUUCAUGGUUCACAAGAUAUAUUUGAAAAAUAUGCGUGCAGACAAAAAUUACGAACUGAAUUAUUUAAUUCUAACACUGAAAAUAGCAGUUUAAUGGUAUCCAAAGAACACAAUAAUGUGUCUGAUCAAUUUUGUCACAAUGAUUCGAGAGAAGAUUGUUUAUCAGAUUUUGAACAAGAAAAAUACCUAUUAAACCAAAAAAUAAGUGUUGCAAAGAAGAAGAAAUCUAAACAAAGCAAAUUUAAGUGCUGUCAUGAGGAAUUUAAAACAAAAUCACAGUACUUAGCUCAUAUAAAAUCUCAUGGGGUUUCAUUUAAGAAAUUUACUUGUUUGGCGUGUGACAAAAAGUAUUCUUCACAGUUUGAACUUGAUAUUCAUUUCAGAAAGCACUCAGGUGAAAAGCCAUUUUCAUGUAGUUUAUGUGAGAAAAUGUUUACUGACAAAAGAAAUCUAAAGAAACAUGAAAAAAUCCAUAUAGGAAAAAAGAAUCAUGAAUGUUUAGUUUGCCACAAGAAAUUUUUGCAUUUGUUCUCAUUAAAAACUCACGAAAGAAUUCAUACUGGUGAGAAAUUAUUCGUGUGUGAAACUUGCGGUGCUGCUUUCAACACUUCAACUCAACUAACAAUUCAUAAUAGGAUUCACACAAAUGAGAAGCCUUAUAACUGUUCUUAUUGUGAUAAAAAAUUUUCAAGCAAGUCUGCCUUGAAUAAUCAUCACCUUGUCCACACUGGAGAAAAUAAAUUCACUUGCACGUUGUGCGAUAAACAGUUCAGAAGACUGUUUGAUAUGAAAACGCAUUUAAGGAGUCACACAAAUGAGAAGCCGUACGUGUGCAAAUAUCCGAACUGUGAGAAACAGUACAAGACAAGCAGUCAGUUGAGGGUACAUUAUAGAACACAUACAGGUGAAAAAAGGCAUCAGUGUGCAAUUUGUUUCAAGCAAUUUGGUGAGACUACAACUUUAAAACGUCACAUAGGAACACAUGAAAAAGUUUAUGAGAAAACUUAGAUGCAAGAGAAGUUUGCAAGUGGGAAUUUUUUAAUAACUUUAUAAAGUUGUAACAUGAUCUGUAUUAUUUGGAUAAUUUUGUUGUUUAAAUAAUGUGAUUAGAGAAUAAAAUAAAUUGACAAUUGAU